AUGCAUCUGCCCGAGGAGACAAGAUCGCCGGAGAGGUCGGAGAGCCUCAGAAGCGGCGUCGCUCCGAGACACCCGGCCCGCGACCAUCACGAGCAGACGCGAGCCGAGGCCGGUCUCGAGAAGAAGUGUCGCGUGCCAGAUACGGUGGAGAGAGGUACAGACGUGGAGAUGGCGGAUACGAUGGCAGAUACGAUGACAGCUCCAGCGACGAGGGCCCUGACGGAUACUACGAAGAACCACCCCGCCGCCAUCAUCACAAACACUCAGGACACAAAGUCAAAGUUCAGCAGGCCCCAGGCGGUGACUACGUCACAGAAGAUCAAAUCCUCGACGACCACCCCAGCCACUCUCCCCUCCGUCCAGUCAAUGCCCAUCACGGAAGAACUUCCAGACGCAAGCCGUCCGACUUCAACGUCGAAGAUCCCGCCCGGCGGGGCCACACCCUCCAAGAGACCAGACACGAGGCCAUCAGCCAGCUGUACGGAGGCCGCGAUACCGGGCACGAGUUCAUCGAYGGUGCCUGAAGUCAGCAAUGACAUUAGUGAGCCGCAUACGCCGGUACAUGGCCAGCGCGGCAGCCUGCACAAGCGACGCGCAUCUGCGUCGCCGGACAAAUUCAGCAAUACACGAAUCGCUCCUCUCACGAUUCCCGCCGGCGUUCAAGACAGAUCUGCUGCAUCACCGACACCGCGCGGCCGUACUGCARACAAGCUUGAAAUCUACCACAACUCGACUGAUGCCCUUCAGCUAGGUGCAUCGCAGAAAGAUGACCUUUCUGCUGCUGGCGAAUCAUCUCAAGCGAUCUCGACGUCAGUUACGCAAACAUCUGGAGGUACUGCAGUAGCAAACCAACAGCCCCAGAUUAAGCGCGCUGCUACAAGACGCAAUAAAUCGUUCAGUUUGCUCGAGGCCAUCGUGCGCGACAACGCGCUUCUCAUCACCUUUACAAGCUGUCUCGACGUCCCAUCCAUCAUCUCUCUCUAUGCAAUCUCGAAGAGCUUUCACCUCUCAUUCAACAGGCAUGCCACCGCCUUCAUCCUCUCAAGCAUGCGUACAUUGGCUCCAAACGCAGACAAGAUCUUUCCCUGGCGAUGUUACCGUCAGCUCUGUAUCAAAGAUCCAAUCAAACGGCAGAAAGCAGUGCCAACAGCAUUCGGAGCAGAUAUCGAGCGCCUGGGAGAUCUAUCCCGCGACGUGCCGAGCCUCCGAUGGCUACAGAUGGUCGUCUGGCGAGAGGCUGUCGUGCAAGACAUGAUCAUGGAGCUCAAUGCCAAAGCAUUGAGAACGCCACGAGCCACCGGCGAUGCGGUCAAGAGGAUGUGGUUCGCACUGGAUCUUCCCUCGAGUGCCCAUCGUCUGGCCCUUUUCCGAAGCCCGACCUACAUAACCGAGAAAAUCAUCAUGCUUGCUACUUGCUUCUUCCUGAAGUGCGACAUGGCAUUCACAGACCCUGGUAUCGAACCAUACCCAUUCAAUCAUCCGAAUCAGGCUACAUUCCCCAACCAGUGGGCACAUGGCGGGGCUGUUGGCUGCACUCUCAGAGAGACACUAUCGGCAGAGCGCAACCUCACAUCCCUGUGGAGAGUCCUAAAGGGAUGGACCUGGGGUGAAUUCGACGAUGACCGUCGUCCCAUGGAUUCCACGGACGUUGUGAGGCUGAAUGUCAGACACACCUUCAGAUGGCCGGCCGGAACACCAGAUAAUAUGCUGAAGACUMCAGUCCUGGGUAUGCGGUACUCGGACUUCAUGUUCACAGGCUGUGAGCGGACUUACCGGGAAGACGAUGACGAGGACAAGAAACUGAAGCGGCCGCUGCGUCCGCUUAUCCCUCUCCACAAACUGCUCAUAGGAGAAAGCGUCCAGCGAGACAUGCGACUGACAGACCAAUACCUCGAAAUUCUAUCCUCUGGCUUUCUUGCUCCAGGAUCUCAUCAGAGGCUGCGAGUUUUCACGGUGGAGCAGCAGAGGAAGUUUCGGAAAAGGCCAGCCCGUCCACGAGCUUCGGCUAAACGGGCCGGGAAGGUGGUGGAAGUGAGAGCAGCUUUGAAGGGAAUGAGCUAG
Messenger RNA from Ramularia collo-cygni, 2061 nucleotides. RefSeq lists its product as uncharacterized. NCBI's taxonomy places the organism in Eukaryota, Fungi, Ascomycota, Dothideomycetes, Mycosphaerellales, Mycosphaerellaceae. Bases 1 to 2061 code for a protein of 686 amino acids. The transcript has a single exon. The record is from RefSeq and is a predicted model, not a curated record.